This is a messenger RNA of Aegilops tauschii subsp. strangulata, 676 nucleotides long. RefSeq lists its product as uncharacterized. NCBI's taxonomy places the organism in Eukaryota, Viridiplantae, Streptophyta, Magnoliopsida, Poales, Poaceae. The record is from RefSeq and is a predicted model, not a curated record.
UCAAAUAGCCAGCCAGGCAGGAAAGCCCAGAGGCCAGAGGAGCGAACCUGAUCUCGGACCGAACCCACCCACGCCAGCGUCGCCGCCGGCCGCCGGGUAGACUGCAGCGAGCUGCCGGAGGGAAGAAGGGGAGAUGGCGAGCCGGCUGUGGAGGUGGUACGCGGACCGGCAGUUCCAUAAGUGGGAGAAGACGGUGCUGUGGGACAUGCUGGAGCCCUACCGCCCGCCGCGCUCCUUCGCGCCGCUCGUCGGCACCUACGUCGCCGCCUUCUACACCGCCGUCGUCGGCGCCGCCGUCACCGAGCAGCUCUACAAGGAGAAGUACUGGGAGGACCACCCGGGCGAGGCGGUGCCGAUCAUGCCGCCCAUGUUCUACUGGGGGCCAUGGAGGGUGGUGAACGGAGAGGUUCCCCGCUUCAUCCAGACGCCCGAGGAAGCUAAGCCGGCAUAGAACUGCUUGGAGAUCGCUGGGGAUGCUGUGAGAUGCUUGUUAUUCUCCUUUCUCUUGAUCGGAGGUCUCUCAUAAGUAACUCACUGUUUGCUGUGUAGCUAUGGCAUUGCUGCAUCUCUUGUAAUUUACAUUCUGGUGAUUGUGCAGCGACGUGAAUCAUAAUGGUCUUUUACGUAUGCUUGUUUGCAUGAAUAAAUUGAUCGGUGGCACUUCUGUUGCGGAGCA